Chenopodium quinoa (quinoa) is the source of this 312-nucleotide messenger RNA. RefSeq names its product protein TIC 62, chloroplastic-like. The transcript is spliced from 2 exons. The coding region runs from base 10 to 297 and encodes 95 amino acids. Lineage: Eukaryota; Viridiplantae; Streptophyta; Magnoliopsida; Caryophyllales; Amaranthaceae. The record is from RefSeq and is a predicted model, not a curated record.
CCGGGAGGUAUGGAAAGGCCUACUGAUAGUUUCAAGGAAACUCAUAACCUGACCCUUGCACAGGAGGACACUUUAUUUGGAGGCUUAGUCUCAAAUCUGCAGGUGGCAGAACUCUUGGCAAUUAUGGCACAAAACCAAAGUCUUUCUUACUGCAAAAUAGUGGAAGUAGUUGCUGAAACAACUGCACCGUUAACUCCUAUGACAGAUCUCCUUACGAAGAUCCCAUCUAAACGGGAAGACUUGCAGAAAACAGAGGUAAACAAUGCCUCCCCCCUAAGAAAAAGAAAUCUGGAAUGAGUAAUCCUAAGUUCC